CUAACCUGGACGACGCGGGGCCAAUUGUGCGCUGCACUAUGGGACUCCCGAUGACGGCCGGUUGUGAUACAGCCCGGGAUCGAACCAGGAUCUGUAGUGACGCAUUGCGCCACUCAAGAGCACAUAUAGUUAGGUGGGACAACCAGUUGCAGUCAUAGUAAGUACAUUUUUCAGGAAAAUAAGUUACGUUGUAAGAUAGGCUACAUAAGUUCAAAAUGCUGUCAUAACAGAUGCCAUAUAAUUGUUAGUCAUCUUAUGACAGCUGACACGUUGCUGUCAUGUGACACAAACAGAACAACGGAUGUGCCAUAGCGCUCAUUCACUGUUUCUAAACAGAUUACAGGAGUGUCUGUGGGUCAGAAAAACACGGACAACUUACUAUUGUUGUGUUAUUGCACUGGAGGAAGAGGAAGAGGAAGAGUGCACACGUCUGUUUUGACUGUGAGAUUAGACGAACCAGCAACAACACCCAGUCUCUCUACAACCUUAAAUUUAAUAUUUUAAAUAUACUUUACAGUUAGAAUUGUAACGGUCAAAUAAGUAACUGAUAGAUGUAGAACACGGUGUUAUAAACACACAAUAAUAACACGGUAGAGAAUGCACUUUACCCUACACGAGUCACAACUUGGACACGCGCCAGCGUUUCCCUCCCCGAGGUCACAACGAAUGAGCGAAACGCAGAGGCGUAGAAGGGAUUUGUUGUUCAUGUACUGUAGUCUCCCGUAGUUCAGCUCGGGGAGGUUAUAGGUGGUGGCCCGACAUAACAGGAGUCUCUGGUUACACGGUUACGUUACGAUUUAACGUAGUUGCGUCUACUCUCCCCACGGGAAAAAAUGUAGUAGCUCCUCGUGCUUUAGGCCUACUGUGAAAACCGAAGACCUCGAGAGCGCGUCUUAUUUUGGAUCUGUCCGCGCCUAGGAAGAAACCAAAACAACAAUGCAGAGUGGCACCAAUAUAUCAGAUACAGCCAAGGAGUUAUGUGACGCGGUGUCAGUGUCUUUAGGUUUGAGUUCGCAGUUAAACGAGAUAGUGGAUAAUGGACGGAGCGGCCCUGCCUUCUCUGCAGACAGCGGGCCAAAUCAUGGAAACCAUUUUUCAGUCUCCGAGGAGUCAUCUCCAGAGUUUGGAGCUGGCACAAGUAUGACCUCAGAGUUAACCACCCAGAUGCAGAGGAAAACGAUACUUAAAUCAAAUGAACUCAGGCCAUCGUUCGAGGUACAUCAAGACAUUUGUGGACAAAAUUAUGUCGGUUUUUUACAGACCCUGGAGCGCGAAAGGGACAGCGCAUGGAAGGUGACGAGGCCUAUGCACGAGUUGGAAAUGGCCCGAGGUCUCCGUAAAAACUCGGACAUGUUCGUGAAUCUGGAUAACGCUAAUGCGCUCUCCGUGCCCUCUCAGUUUGACGAACUGUUACCUUUAAGUUCUUCAUUCAGUAAAGACGCCCCAGACACGUUAUUCGGUAGGGAUUAUACGGAUCCAUCGACCGUCAAUGGCCUCAUCAAAAGCAGCCUUAACAAAACCGAACCAGGGCACGAGGGACCCUGUCCGGUGGCGGGUGGAUCUUGGUUCUGUAAAUAUUUGGACAACGGAAAUUGCAUGUCUUGUGGAGCACGCAAAGUCUGUCCCCCUGGGUUUAACUAUCAGGACUAUGACCAUGGGAUGUCACAAGAGGGUCAUGUCCAGGAGCAAAGUUACCAAAGUGUGAUGCAUGAAAGCGGUCUUCAACAAGUGUAUCACUCCGCUAUCAAGAAGGAGAGUUCUGGAUGGGUGGGUGCUGACUCCAGACUGAGAUGUGAGGAUAUGUUGCCAGUGUAUUUCUCUGACCGGAGGGUGUGUAAGGUAUGUGGAGACGAGGCGUCAGGCUGUCACUAUGGAGCUGUUACCUGUGGGAGCUGCAAGGUGUUCUUCAAGAGGGCUGCAGAGGGUAAGCAGAAUCACCUGUGCGCCAGCCGUAACGACUGCACCAUCGACAAGCUGAGGAGGAAGAACUGUCCUUCCUGUCGUCUCAACAGAUGCUUCCGGUCUGGAAUGAGCCUCAAAGGCCGGAAGCUGAGGGGAGCUGGCCCGCUGAAAGGAGUAGUGGAGGGGGGAACACAGGCACCCGGCAAAGAGAGGACUGGAGAGAGGGGAGGAGAGAGGACUGGGGGAUUACAGUUAUCCACCGUUUCCCCACAGGCUAAAUGCUGUGCUGCCUGGCAGGCUCCCGCUCUUGGCCUCUCCCCCAGCCUGCGCCCCUCCCUCCUCAACGUCCUGAGUUCCAUCGAGCCAGGAGUGGUCAACGCAGGCCAUGACACCUCCCAGCCAGACUGUUUCGCCUCCCUACUGUCCAGCCUCAACGAGCUGGGAGAGAGACAACUGGUGUCUGUGGUGAACUGGGCUAAAGCCAUGCCAGGUUUCAGAGAGCUGCAUGUAGAAGACCAGAUGUCAGUGAUCCAGUCUUCAUGGUUGGGGUUGAUGGUUUUCGCUCUGGGCUGGAGGUCUUACACAAACACAGACGCUAGAGAGCUCUACUUCGCUCCUGACCUCAUCUUCAACGAUCAGAGGAUGCGUGUGUCCAGUAUGUAUGAGCACUGUGUCCAAUUCCGUCUGCUGUCCCAGAGGUUCUGUAUGCUCAGAGUCACCCAGGAAGAGUUCCUCUGUAUGAAGGCUCUGCUCCUCUUCAGCAUCAUCCCUGUGGAGGGUCUGAGGAAUCAGAAGUGUUUUGACGAGCUGAGGAUCUCUUACAUCAAGGAGCUGGUUCGUCUGGCCAGCCAACACGGAGAAAAACACCACACACAACGUCUGUUCCAGCUAACACAACUACUCGACUUCCUACACCCGAUUGUGAGGAAGCUGCACCAGUUCACCUAUGAUCUGUUUAUCCAGGCCCAGUCUCAGCCCACCAGAGUCAGCUAUCCAGAGAUGAUCUCUGAGAUCGUCAGCGUUCACGUGCCCAAGAUACUCACAGGCAUAGUUCAGCCAAUCCUCUUUCACAAUGCACCUUGCUAGAGGGUCAUCCUAUCACAAAACAACCUGCAAGUGGUUCAACCUAUCACAAAACUUCCUGCUACAGGUUCAUCCUAUGACAAAACUUCCUGCUACAGGUUCAACAUAUCACAAAGCUUCCUGCUACAGGUUCAACCCAGGGCAGGCCCUAGGCACAAGUUACUUUUUUUUAAUGGGGGGGGGGGGGGACUUAGUUGGGGUCUCAACUUUAUGUUGAGAGUUAAAGUAGAACAUAUUUUAAUUUGUUUGUGCUUCAGCAGUUUUUCUUUUGUAAUGUCAGUCUCUGAAAUGUACUCAAUUAGCCCAUGUCAGCAAACAUUUAUUUAGAUUGGUAAGUUAGCCUAGCCACCUUGUAGUAAUCAUGGCCAACUAUUGACCAGGCUCGCAUGUAUCCAGGCGUCUGACCUCCAGAGGGCCUCCAUUGAUUUUGUCAGUCACUCUCACUCAGAUAUCAUAUGAACAUGGCAUAAGUCAUGGCAAAAUGUGUAGAAUUGUAGGAAAUUUGCUUUAAAACUGAUCAUUUCUCUCCACCCCCUGACAAUAUUUUCUGGCUGCCCCAUUUGAAGAAAAAUGUGUAGAAUUUCAGAAAAUGUGAUUUAAAACCACAACAUUUUCUCUACGCCCCAUAGCUAAAUGUGUUGAAUUUCAGGAAAUGUACUUUAAAACUUAAAUUUGCUUUAUCUUUGUUGUCAAGAGGGGGACCACUAAAAUGUUUUACCCGCAUGGUGUGGGGCCCCAAAAAUCUAGGGCCAGCCCUGGUUCAAUAUAUCACAAAACACCUUCCUAGAGGACCAACCAUUGACUGUACAUGAUUGGACAAAGCCGUCAAUGAUGUCACACCAUUAAUUCCUAUGUGAAGACUCAAUGUCGCAUUUGAAGGUUAGGAAAUCGGUUUUAGCUUGCUAAAAUGGCGUCUCAUGGGGAUAUGUAUGUGGACAUAACAUGCACAGUGUGAGCUACUCCAGGAAGGGACGUUGCAGGCUAGCUCAGUGCUGCCUGCAACCAACUUGAGUAUCUCAAGUUGAAGGCCGACCGGGGUACUGCAGGCUACCAUAGCAACUCAAUUAUCCUUAUAUUAUCCUUUGUACAAUUUUUUUUUUUUAAUAUAUAAUCGGUUCAAGAACAUACAUCUGUUCUAAUAUAAGCAAUUAUUGGUAACAUGGUUGUUUCUGAAUGCUAUUUUUUUUUCUCUCUCUAAUAUUGACGACGAAGAUUGCCAUUUUCCCAUUCACUAUACUGGGAGAUCCUGCUUUCUAGAAACUACAGCCUUCAGUACCGCACUCGGCCUUGAACUUCAUGGCUUCAUGAAGAGGGAGGGUCAGUUGGUCUCCCAACCCAUACUCUUCCUUUGUGUUGAUUACGUUAGACCCUCUGAUCUCAAGCUAGGGUUUGAUCCUGAAUGUACAUUUCAGACUGUUUUUCUCUUUUCAGUUUACUGUUGUAUACUCUUUCAUAGUUUCAGUAGAUGUAGUAGUAUAUUUAACACUGUCAAAAUAAGACAUCAUUCUUCUGAAUAACACAUCAUUCAUACUCUACAGACAUUUAUAUAUAACACAAUAUCUGUAAAUAUAAAAUGCAUUAUACAUUGCAUAUUCUAUUAAAAACAAAUCAUACUUCAAAGUUCUAACAAAUUUAACAACCUAUAUUCCACAUCACUGAGGGCUUAUUUAGCAUCAUGUGAUUUGUAUCGAAGUGUUCUAAGUGAGAGGGAAACAGACACACAGGGUGUAUCCAAAAUGACAUCCUAUUCCUUUUAGUGCACCACAUUUGAGUAGGACCCAUAGGGCUCUGGUCAAAACUAGUGCACUAUAUAGGGAAUAUGGUGCCAAUUUCUAACUCAAUCACAGUAAUUUUCCAUAAAAACCUUAUAUUUCUCCCUCAGGUAAGGUGUUACCAUCUAUAGAAGUAUUGAGCUUCGUCAAUACUUUAUCCUAUCUGAGUUCACAUGUCUACUUACCAAAUAAAUACCGUACCUCACUA
This is a messenger RNA of Salvelinus fontinalis (brook trout), 4965 nucleotides long. Its product is annotated as androgen receptor-like. Bases 937 to 2988 code for a protein of 683 amino acids. Gene Ontology annotation, biological process: regulation of DNA-templated transcription; male gonad development. The record is from RefSeq and is a predicted model, not a curated record. Gene Ontology annotation, molecular function: DNA-binding transcription factor activity; sequence-specific DNA binding; zinc ion binding. NCBI's taxonomy places the organism in Eukaryota, Metazoa, Chordata, Actinopteri, Salmoniformes, Salmonidae. The transcript has 9 exons.